Triticum urartu is the source of this 1094-nucleotide messenger RNA. RefSeq lists its product as uncharacterized. The record is from RefSeq and is a predicted model, not a curated record. Lineage: Eukaryota; Viridiplantae; Streptophyta; Magnoliopsida; Poales; Poaceae.
UGGAACCCACACCCACUUUUAUAAAAAGGCUCCAUCUGCCUGCUUGGCGCCACCAGCCAGCCAUCAGUUCCUCACGCCAGAGCUCCGCGGACAAGAGAGUGACCACACCCGCGCAACAAGAUGCCAAUGGAGAGGUCGGUGUCGCUGGCCGAGAGGAGCACCGCCGCCGCCGCCGCGCCGGCCAACGACCUCCGCUGCCACAGCGCCUCCUACGCCGUCUCCUACGCGCCCACCAAGGUGCAGCGCGCCAGGAGCACAACCUCCCUGUCGCGCCCCGCGGCGGCGACCGCCGUGCAGCGGAGCAGCAGCACGAGGACCGUCUCCGGCGCCGGCCCCGGCCCCACCCCGGGGCUGAACCUCCGGUGCUACAGCGCCUCCUACGCGGCCUCCUACAAGCCUUUCUCCGACGGCGCCGCCCAGGCCAAGGGGCCCAACGCCGCCACCACCACCGCAGCCACCUGGUCCUCCGCCGGCCGCCGCUCCCUCAACCUGAGGAGCUACACCCCGUCCUUCUCCGCAUUGGUCGACAACGAGGCCCCGGCCCCGGCCCCGGCCAAGACGGAUGACGCGGACGCGGAGCUGCAGAGGAAGAAGCGGCUGGUGGCCUACAAGGUGUACGACGUGGAGGGCAAGGUGAAGGGGUCGGUGCGGCGCAGCGUCAAGUGGAUCAAGGUCAAGUGCUCCCGCGCCGUCUACGGCUGGUGAUGAGCCGGCGAUCCAUCCAUCCAGGUUGCUCUGCCUCCGUCUGCUCCCCGGUACGAGCCGUUGUGCAGCUGAGCUAGUACAGUAGUACGUAUGAGCGCGCGCGUGUUGAUCUUCUUUGCCCUUGUGCUUCCUCCUUUUUCUUUCAUCUUCUUGUAGUAGGAUUUUUGACGGUAUUUGAUGUGGCAUAUGUACACUAGUGUGAGCGGCGCUUCUGCUCGUGGUGUCCUGCUUGUUGGCCACCGACAGAAGCUCGUCUGUGUUGUCCUUGUACAUACGGAUCCUUUCCUCCCCUUGUAUCAUCGUCUAUCUGCUUAUGUAAUAUAGACACUAUGUAGAAUAAGGUUGUGUCAGAUGUAAAUUACAUACAUACUGUUACUACUUCUAGACUA